AUGGAUCGCUCCGCAGCCAGGCCGGCCAACUUCCUGGCCACGGACGCCGUCGCCCGCUCCUCCUCGAGGACAUUGUUAGAGCGUUCCCCCGCUGUUGCAGGCAUCGCCAACGACUGGUCGGACCACGCGCUGUGGUGGCCGGCGCGCAACGUGUGGCUGUCGCGCACGCGCUCCACGCUCGACCAGUACGGCGUGCAGGCGGACGCGCUGCUCGACUUCACGCCGAUGCACAAGACGCUGCGCGUCCAGCUGCCCGACCUGCGCUACCUCGACUGCCGCGUCGACUUCUCCAUCAAGACCUUCAACGCGGUCGUCAACCUCUGCAAGGAGCUCGGCAUCCGGCACCCGGAGGAGCUGUCGUUGUGCAAGCCGCUGGAAGCGAACCACCUCAAGUACAACCUGAAGGACAUGCCGUGCGCCAAGAAGCGGUCGCAGGGCGACACGCGGGCCUCCAACGGAGUGCCGGCCGACACGAACACGUUCGUGGCGGCGCAGGGCGGAGGGCCCAGCCCUGCGGGCUCGACGGGCAGCCUGGAGCGCGGCGGGGGCGGCGGCCAGCCCUUCCUGUGCGCGCCCGUCACGCCGCACCGCGCCGCCCACAACGCGCACGCCUCGCCCAUCGGCUCGCCCGUCACACCGACGGGAACGUGGAAGCGCAACAAUCCUUCGCCGGGCUUCACGGACCUGAAUGGGACGUACUCCCCAAAUGCAAACACGAGCGUGUCACUGGAGAUGCUCAACGGUAGCCUCGACUCUUCGCUGGCUCACAGUCCGGCACACCCCAGCCCUGAGGUGCGCGCCAGGCAGCUGCGACCCCGCAGUCUGGUGGAGCGUGCACGCAUGAAUGUCGCGUGGCUAGACUCGUCUCUAUCAAUUAUGGAACAGGGUGUCCGUGAAUUUGACACGCUUUGCUUGAGAUUCAAAUUCUAUUCAUUUUAUGACCUUAAUGUGAAAUAUGAUGCAGUCAGAAUCAAUCAAAUAUAUGAGCAAGCCAAGUGGCAGCUGCUAAAUGAAGAAAUUGACUGUACUGAAGAAGAAAUGCUGAUGUUUGCAGCCCUACAGGUGCAAGUGACACUUCAGUCCAGUGUGCCACAGCCAGCAAUGGAUAACAGCAACAAUGUAAUAGAGGAUGAUAUUGAUGCAGCCCUCACAGAUCUCCAAGUGACACUUGAGGGCACAUAUAUCAACAACACUCAUGAUGACAUCACUCAAGUGCCAGAGCUAAAUGAUUAUCUUCGGUUUCUAAAACCAAAACGUUUUACACUAAAGGCAUUUAAGAAGUAUUGGUUUACAUGUCGAGAUCUACAUCUAGCAUACUACAAAAGUCAUGAAGAUGCACACACAGGACAGCCAAUACAAAAAAUUAAUCUAAGGGGCUGCGAAGUAACUCCUGAAGUUAAUAUUGCCCAAGGAAAAUAUGGAAUAAAACUGGAAGUACCAAGUGCAGAAGGAAUGACAGAAAUGUGGAUUAGAUGUGAUUCUGAAGACCAGUAUGCAAGAUGGAUGGCAGCAUGUAGACUAGCUUCCAAAGGGCGUUCACUUGCUGACAGUUCAUAUGAGGCAGAAGUUAAAUCCAUAGAGGCUUUCCUACAGAUGCAGCAUCCUGCACCUGCACCUGCAAUAAACCCAUCUUCACUGGAUAUUGUACCAGAAGACUAUGUCGCACCACGAUUUUCUCGCAAGCUUAAAGGAAAGCUUGUUCAAAGAAUUUUGGAGGCUCAUGCCAAUGUGAAAGAUCUGCCACUCAUUGAAGCAAAAAUGAAUUACAUCAAAGCUUGGCAGUCACUUCCUGAAUAUGGAAUCUCACUGUUUAUUGUGAAAUUUAUGGGCCACAAGAAAGAGGAAUUGCUUGGAGUUGCUUACAACAGGUUAAUGAGAAUGGAGAUCAACACUGGAGAUCACAUCAAAACUUGGAGAUACAAUACAAUGAAGGCAUGGAAUGUUAACUGGGAAGUUAAACACAUGAUGGUCCAGUUUGAAGAGGAAAACAUUAUUUUCAGUUGUCUCUCAGCUGACUGCAAAGUUAUCCAUGAAUUCAUUGGAGGAUAUAUAUUUUUGUCUAUGAGAUCCAAGGAAGCAAAUCAGACACUCAAUGAAGAAAUGUUCCACAAAUUGACUGGUGGGUGGGUCUGAGUCACCAACUAGAACAUUUUUUACGUAAAUGCAAGACACAAGUAAACAUGCAACAAGGUGCCUUCUACAACUGUGAACAUAUAUAUGAUCAAAGUUGAAAUAUGACAUUUAAUAUGAGCUUUGGCAACAUUAUUUUUAAAAGAGAAGUAUUUUUAAUGUUUGAAAAUUUUGAAGUUUAAAUAAAGUUUACUGUAACAAAGAGCAAUAAUAUAUUUCAAAUUGUUGGAUGUUCAUCAGGCUGGUUUUUUUAAAUGAGACUUGCCAUUAUUAUAUUGUAAUGUUGGCUUCAUGUUUUUUCUUGUUGUUGCAUUAGGUUUGGUUUAAGAAUCUGAUAUAAAAUCAGCUACAAGAGCUUACUAACCAAAUAAGAUUCAGUCUCAAAUUGGUGAUACAGCUAGGAAGUAACUGCAAAUAUGUUUAUUUGUUUAAUGAAAUUUCUUAAGAGAGAGAGAGAGAGAGAGAGAGAGAGAGAGAGAGAGCGG
Schistocerca cancellata (South American locust) is the source of this 2615-nucleotide messenger RNA. Its product is annotated as unc-112-related protein-like. Lineage: Eukaryota; Metazoa; Arthropoda; Insecta; Orthoptera; Acrididae. Bases 1 to 2133 code for a protein of 710 amino acids. Gene Ontology annotation, molecular function: integrin binding. Gene Ontology annotation, biological process: cell-matrix adhesion; integrin-mediated signaling pathway. Gene Ontology annotation, cellular component: cell-substrate junction. The record is from RefSeq and is a predicted model, not a curated record. The transcript has 10 exons.